AUGGAGAAGAAGAGCGCGCACACGUCGCUGAGCACGCUCGUCUCCAACCUCCCGGACGGGUGCCACUUCGGCCUGCUUCCCAAAGCCUCGAGCCGGGACGGCGACGGCGACGACUAUGAAGACGCACAGCGCGUCAUCUGGGUCGAGUUCCCGCCCAACUCACCCAACAACCCCUUCUACUUCCACCGCGCGCGCAAGGCGGGCAUCACGUUCGUGGCGAUAUUCUUCACGCUCAUGGCUGCUUACUCGUCCUCGGCAUUCCCGAUCUCGGCACCAAGUAUGCAAGCCGAGCUGGGAACGAGCGAGCAGAACAUCUCGGCUGGCGUCGCGCUGUAUGCGUUCGGAUUCGGGCUGUUCCCGCUCUUCCUUGCGCCCAUCAGCGAGGAGUUCGGGCGCAAGUGGACGUACAUCUUCAGCGUGUUCUGCUUUUGCAUCUUUCACCUGAUGGGGGCUUUGGGCAAGAACACCGCCACUGUCCUCAUCGGCCGCUUCCUCCUCGGCGGGGCAGGGAGCAUGGGCGCAACCCUCGUCGGGGGCACGAUCAGCGACAUAUUCAUCCCGUCGCAGCGCGGCGUGCCCAUGGCCAUGUUCAGCUUCUGCGCCGUGUUCGGCACCGGCUUGGGCGCGAACACAAUGGUGUUCGCUGAAAUCCACCUCGGCUGGCGUUGGGUAUGGUGGAUCCAGAUGAUCGUCAUCGGCUCCCUCUUCCCCCUCAUGUUUCUGUUCAUGAAGGAGACGCGCGCGUCCGUGCUCCUUACGCGGCGCGCGCGCGCCUUGCGCGCCGAGCGCGGCCUGCAAGACGGCGCGCCGUACAUGUCGCGCGCCGAGACGGAGAAGGAGGCAUUCUUUACGGCGAUGCUGCACUCGUGCUCGCGCCCGCUCGUCUUCCUGGCGCGCGAGCCCACCGUCAUGUUCUUCAGUGCGUGGAUCGCGCUCGGGUGGGGCGUGUUCUACACCCAGAUCGCCGGCAUCCCCUACAUCUACCGCAACGUGUACGACUUUGGCCCCGUCGCCGUCGGCAUGGUGUACUGGGCCAUCUGCCUCGGCGCGAUCCUCGGCAUGGUGAUGAACAUGUGGACGGAGAAGAUGUACCGGCGGCACGCGGCGCAGCGGGGCGUCGAGGCGCGCCUGUACGGCGCCAUGGUCGGCGGCGUGCUCUUCGCCGCGGGCUGCUUCAUCUGCGGCUUCACAUGCCUCCCCUCGGUGCACUGGAUCGCGCCGUGCAUCGGCGUCGUCCUCAUCCUCACCGCGGUCAUGGGCAUCUACAUCACGGCGUUCACGUACCUCGCCGAAUGCUACGGCAUCUACGCGAGCUCGGCGAUCGCCGCACAGAGCUUCUGCCGCAACAUGAGCGGCGGCGCGUUCAGCUUCAUCACAAAACCCAUGUUCGCAAAGCUCACGGUGCGCUGGUCGCUCGUGCUCUGCGGCGGGCUGGCUGCGCUCCUCGCUCUCGUCCCGUUCGUCGCGUUCGUCUGGGGACCCGCGAUCCGCGCGCGCUCGCCCUACUCCCGCCAACUUAUGGCUAUGGAGCGCGAGCGGCAGGCCAACGAGAAGGCCGAGCGGGAAGCGAGGGGAAUGGACACUGCCGGCGUGGAAGACCCGGAAGGCGACGCGAACGAGGAGACAAUCGAGCGUGCCACGAGUCGGCAGUCACACCACUCGCACCGGUCACACCGCUCGUUCCGCAGUCAUCGGUCGGUCCGGGAAGAACAAGAGAAGGUCUAG
This is a messenger RNA of Cutaneotrichosporon oleaginosum, 1725 nucleotides long. RefSeq lists its product as uncharacterized. Gene Ontology annotation, cellular component: plasma membrane. Gene Ontology annotation, molecular function: transmembrane transporter activity. Lineage: Eukaryota; Fungi; Basidiomycota; Tremellomycetes; Trichosporonales; Trichosporonaceae. The record is from RefSeq and is a predicted model, not a curated record. Gene Ontology annotation, biological process: transmembrane transport.